GUGUAAGUCACACAGGAAGCUUCCAGUCACUUGCCGUAAAAGACACACCUCCCAUGUAUGGACUUGACUUCCCUUCCAGUCGUGACUGCCUUCAUACAGCAAAAGCUGAUUAGCCGAUGACACGGGCACACAUCAGGGACAACAGAUCAUGCCUGGUCCUAGUGGAAAAAAGAGACUUGGGUCUCGUCGGAGGGUUCCAACACAAGUUGAAAUGCCAGAGGAUUUGACUGCAGCAAAUCAGUCAUCACAACCAGAAGAAAGUGGUGAACCUUUCAGUGAAUUGUCUAAUGAAGGCGAUACCCCUUUGGUCACCCAUGGGAUGCUUUCAUCACAGCAGAAGUCAGGCAGGAGAAAGCUUGGCUCAAACAGACGAACUAAAAGAAACGAUUCUGAGCAGUCUGCAACCGAAUCAUGCCACAAACCGACAAAGGAAGUUGAGCAAAAUGUGCAUACAGAAAAAGAAGCAGAAAUGACACGUGCAGUUCGUGACAGAGCAUUCUGUGAAGUAAAUGAUGAUGAUUCCGUGUAUGGGGCGAAUUCGUAUUCAGCCGACACACCUGGUCGUGCUUUGGACCCCGGCUAUUGGGAUUCUGACGUAGGGAGACAUAAACCCAUACGUGAAAAAUUGUAUUUGGAUGACGGUGCCAGAGACGGUGACUGUAAAUGGGACGUUGGUCAUGACAAACAAGUGGAAGACGCUGGACAACAGUGGUCAGUUAAGCAAAAACUACAUGACCCGCCAACUUUCACAGGAAUGUCAGCACGUCGUCUGUCUAUUGAUGCAGAAAAGGAAGCUCUAAAUGAAUAUCCACUACAGCCAACUGCAGCUUCUCAGGGUGACCAUUUAAAUAUCCAAUUGAAUGAAAUAGAUGUUGCAGGAAAUCCAGAGAGGCCCCCGGAAGAAAGCUGCUGGUCUGAAAAUGUGGAAAGUAAAUACAGUGUUGAGCAAGUGAAUUAUUCACCCGCAAUCGGGGAAGUGCCUUCAAAUGAGGAACAUGAGCCUUUUGACUUUCCACAAGUCAAACCUGAUCAGCUUGCAGAUCAAAAUGAAAUUGAAGAGAUCAAGUCACUCGAAUCUGACCAAAAGUAUUACCCUGAAAUCGGGGCCUGUGUUGAUAAAGAAGCUAUUGAUAAAUGUCUUGAAGAUCGAAAAGAGGAAGUAGCUCAACGUGAUGCAUUUUCACACAGUGUAAAAAGCCUUCCUGAUUCAUGUUUAAAUCCACAUCAAGAGGAGCUUUUGAAAGAGAAAACUGUGGUUUUGUACCAGGGAGAUCAUUGUCAUGCACCUGAAACCGACGAGGCACUGAUCAACAUCAAACGAAUGGAAACCACACCUUGUCAAGCAAAAGAGGUCAACAACCAAGUGAAGGCCAAACUGGAACAGAGUACUAAUGGAGUCUUGACUACGAUGACGGACUGUGCCUUGCCGUCACAAAGUGUACAACCAGAAAGCGGUUUUGUCUUUGACUCCCCAAGUCCAGACAAUCAUGCAAACACACAUGAACAGAGAGAAUCUUUCAGCCCACAUAGGAACAGGAGAAAACUGGGUUCUAGUCGCCGGAGCAAAAGAAGCCACGAAAUGGUCAAUGCUGCUGAGACAAACUCCGAUUCACAAGAUGAUGCUCCUGGAAAGACAAGUAAUGAUGGUGAUGAGCCCCCCAAAAUGGAAGAAGCAACAUCUACAAUAGAAGCAGUUGAGCAGAAAAAGAUGCAGCUGAACGAAAUGGACAAUUUAGACACUUUUCUCAGUGAAGACAUGCAUCAGCUUGUCGAAGAAAAUGCACAUUCGAACUCAACUGUACCCCAACCGCGAACUCGACUAUCAAAUUACGAGGAGAUACCGAAGGACGUACUUCCCAUAGAUAAAGCCAAAACAAAAGCAACAGACGAAAAUCAAACUUUAUUACAGGAUGGAAAUCUUGGAGAUAUCCUGGAGAUAAGCAUGCCCAAAACCAGCUUUCAUGAAGACACAGAAAUUGAGUACAGUGCAGCGAUAGCCGCUAUUUCUUCACCAAAAGCCAAAAUAUCCGCAGAUGAACAUGAGCACUUUGGCUUUUCUCAAGUUGGAGAAGCUCAACAUCCAGACGAGGAUUUAAUUGGGAAGGCCAAGUUAUUAGAAACAGACCAAACAAAAGAUUCCAAGACAUUGGUAAAGGGACUUAGUGGUGAUGUUCAUACAAAUGUUCACAACCUUGUCGAGUCAGGUUUAAAUCCACAGGAUGAAGCGGAAAAACAGCUUAUGGAAGACAACACAGAGGUUUUAGAGCAGAGAGAUGAAAAUAAUGUUGCUUCUAACACCGCGGAGACAUGGAUCAUCACAGAAAAAACGCACCCCACACAGAGUCGGGAACAGAAACUUGUUUUUGACUCUCAAAGUGAGGACAGCAUUGCCAGCGCAGAUCAACAAAAAGACUCCUUCAGCCAAGACACGAGCAGGACAAAACUGGGGUCGAGUCGGUGCGUCAAAAGAAGCAAGAUUAAUGCUGACUUUAAAGAUGAGGCUGUCGGAGAGACAAGAGACGACUAUAAUCAACCCGGAGACCUAAAAGAAGCGACCAUUAAAAUAGAAACAGCAGAGCUGGAAAAGUCAGAGCUCCAAGAAAUGGGCAAUUCAAUCACCUUUCAAGCUGAACCCAUGAUUGAUCUCGUCAGAGAAAAUGACCAAGCAGGAUUCUCUGAAUUUAUGACUUCAAAUACACAUUCAAACACAACUGUACCCGAACUGCUAAUUGAACGAUCAAGUUCCAGGGAGAUGUCAGAGGAGGAAGAACUUCCCAUUGGUGAAUUCAAAACAAAAGCAGAGGAGGAAAAUGAGACUUCGCCACAGAACGAAAAUGUACAUGAUGAGGAUUUGGUGAGUCAAGCACUUGUUGAUGCAGACGUGUCCGUUGCAACACCGGAGGUUAGCACGCCUAAAAGCGGCCUUGAUAACGAUGCAGACAUUGAGUGCAAUGAAGCAAAAGCCACAAUUUCCUCACCAAAAGCAGAAACAUCCACAGACGAACACCGUGAGCACUUUGGCUUUUCUCAAGUCAGAGAGGCUCGCUAUACAGACGUCAUUUUAACGAAAUCAUCAGAAAUGGACCAACAUGAAGACUGUGAAAUUUUGAGCCCAGCUAGGAACCGGAGAACACUCGGGUCUAGUCGCCGGAACAAAGGAACUCUCAGGAAGGACUCUGCUGCUGAAACAUACAACGAAUCUCCAGACAGUGCUGCCGGAAAUGACAACGAUAAAGCGGAUCCACCAGUAACAAAAGACAUGACGUUUACGAUAGAAUCUGCUGAGAUGGGAAACACUGAAAAAAAUAGCCAUGACGAAGAUGCCGAUAGUGAGUGCAGGCCAUCAAAUGCCACAAUUUCAUUACCGAAAGAGGAAAUGGAGGAUAAGCGUGAGCUUGCUAGCAUAUCUGGAGGCUAUCAUACCCAACAUUUCGAGAAUGUCAAUCCUGUAGAAGGUAGUAACGAGCUAAAUCAUGUUGAUGACUCCGCAGUUCAAGAGAUCUGCUCUACUGCUGGAGUCAUGCCGACGGAAGCCUCUGCAGACUGCGAGGAAUUCAUCAUGGACGGGCCACAGUACACCCGGGAUAAAACACUGCCGGUGGCAGCAGAGCCAGCAGGGCAGCAAGUAUCACAACAUCACACGAAAGCAAUAUUCAAAGCCACUGAGAAAAUGGUCGUUGAAGUUGUGAAAAGCCAAGUCAUUCGAGAGCAAGAUUCUAUUCCUCCAAACGCCGACAAAAAUGAAAGUGCCAGUUCUCAAGGGGAAGUCCCAGACAUACCGUUUAUAUCCCAUCAGCACACAAAUGUUUGCUCUGCAUCGAGCUUGAAUGUACAACAGUCAGAAGAAACCUUCCAGGAAAAAAGCAUGGAGGCCGUGUCUUUUCAAGAAUCACUGGAAGACAUUCUAGAAGCUGCGAAUGAUGCCCAGGAAAAAGCUGUGGAAGAAAGAAGGCAUCAUUCAGACGCAACGGGACGGUCAAAUGUGACUUUGACUCCUCCUAAGAAGAGAAAGAUGGGCUCCACUCGCAGGUCUCGUAUGAACGGGAAACACACAGUGGAAAUGGACAGAGAAACCGAUACGGGAGCUCUAGAAAAUGAUGACGUCCUGACUGAUGUACCACAGACUGAAGCGUUCCAAAGGGCCGAAGAAGAGCAGGAUUUCAACACGACUGAGGCUGAUCCGAAGCUCCACAACAGUCCCAGAGAAAGCAACCUGAUAUCAGCCACCAGUGAUGUCAUAACUGUCUCUCCAGAGCAGGUGUCCCCUCAUGAUACUUCCCACGUAGCUGACGCGAGAAGUGACAGAGACACGAUAGCUUGCACGGAGACAUUCGAACCUGAUUAUGUUCCUGUGCUUGUGGACACAGAGAGCAAGAACAAACAUCAGCUGCUUUCCAAUAAAUGUGCUCUAGAUAGCGAGGCCACAAAACAGGAUGUCAAUGUAGUGCAAGGCCAAAAUGCAACUGAACUACCUGGCAAUGAGCUCAUGGUUGAACAAUCCAAUAUCCCAUCGAUAAAGACUGAGAGUGAAAGAGCUCCUGAUAGACACUUGAAGAGUCCCGGUUUGAACUCGACAAGUAAAAAAAGAAAGAUGGGCUCUACACGCAGAAAUCUCGGCACCAAGUCAAAGGGGGACUUGGAGCUGAAGUUGGAUUUGAAUCGUGAGGUACCGGUCACAGCCCUUGUGCAAAAUGUGAUGACAGAGCGCGCCUGUCAAAGCGAAGAUGAAAAGUUGACGCCUGAGAGCUCGGCCUUUGCGCCAACCAAGCAAGAAUAUACUUGCGAGCCUCCAAGCACUUCCCCGCUUCAUCAGACAGGCAAAGAAAAUCAAACUUCAGCGCAUCAUCCAGUUCAACUUGGCAUCGGGGAAAAAGAGUCCAACCCCGCCAAACUUGAUACGCCCUCAGAAAUCGAGCUAGCGGGGAGAAAACGGAAACUGGGCUCUCACCGCAAGUCCAGACUACACCAAACACCAAACGGUGAAGAAGACAACCUGACGCAAAAACAACAUGGGAGAGUUUCGAAAACAACCACACACGAACAAGCAGAUGACAUCAUUCGAGGGCCUGAAGAAUCACAGAGCAAUAUCGGUGAUCCCAAACCGUCAGCCGAUAGUUCAAAAUCUGUGAGAAACAAGACAUUUGAGGAAGGGAUGCCAUCUCGAGCACAUCAAGAAAAAGUCCACCUGCGUCAAGAUACUCAGAAUGUCUCUUUGGCAGGUAAAGCAAACCCCUACAACGUGGUCAUGGUUGGAGACAGCAACGUGGGCAAGACUUCGUUCAUGAAACGAGCACAAAAUGGGAAGUUUUUUCCAGAUUUGCCUGCCUCUGCUGGCCUUGAUACGUGCUUGUGGACUGUGGUCGUGGAUGGCAGACCUGUGGUGCUCCAGCUGUGGGAUACAGCCGGUCAAGAAAGGUUUCGCAGCAUCACCAAUCAGGUAUUCCAUCGAGCGCAUGCAUUUCUCCUGAUGUAUGACAUCACUUCCUCUCAAAGCUUCACCGCCGUCCACUACUGGGCAAGAUGCAUUCAGGAAGGGUCCAGGGAAAAUGUUCCAGUUUUACUUCUCGGAAAUAAAAGCGAUCACGUUGAGCGUCGUGUUACAACUGAAGAGGGUCAGAAUGUUGCAAAGAAUUUAAAGGCAGACUUUAUGGAGUGCAGCGCCGUCUCCGGCGACAAUGUGAUUCAGUCUUUGGAAGCAGUUGCCAGGUUGUUGAGUCAUAAAGAUGAUGGAAGAGAUGAAACCCUGGUGUUGCAUAAAGCACCUCCAAAGAAGAAAGCAGGAUGUUGCUGAACACAGUGCAUCUGGGGAAUUACUUUUUUUUUGGGUUAGUUUUAAACCCCCGCAAAGAACAAUGACAGACCAAUACUGAAGUUAGUGUAAAAUGCUUUUAAAUCCAGGUUAAAAACUAUGCUCCUCCCAUACUUAUGAUCAUGCUCUUGCAUUGUUGGUCUUGAAUUCUUCUGUUUAUCAAAUACUGUACAUUUGUUUGCCUCUAACUGUUUUGUAACUAUGUGAAGCACAUUGAAUUAACUGGUGAAUGAAAUGCGCCGUACAAAUAAAGCUGCCUUGCCUUAAUUGUGCUGUACUGCUUUGAUUGACAA
Molecule: messenger RNA, 6102 nt
Organism: Hippocampus comes (tiger tail seahorse)
Lineage: Eukaryota; Metazoa; Chordata; Actinopteri; Syngnathiformes; Syngnathidae
Gene: rab44
Product: RAB44, member RAS oncogene family
Exons: 10
Coding region: 149-5791 (1880 amino acids)
Molecular function (GO): GTP binding; GTPase activity
Source: RefSeq, a predicted model, not a curated record